Messenger RNA from Lucilia sericata (common green bottle fly), 5082 nucleotides. RefSeq names its product serine/threonine-protein kinase tousled-like 2 (gene Tlk). Gene Ontology annotation, biological process: peptidyl-serine phosphorylation; intracellular signal transduction; chromosome segregation. The record is from RefSeq and is a predicted model, not a curated record. Gene Ontology annotation, molecular function: ATP binding; protein serine/threonine kinase activity. The transcript is spliced from 8 exons. Gene Ontology annotation, cellular component: nucleus. Bases 716 to 4921 code for a protein of 1401 amino acids. NCBI's taxonomy places the organism in Eukaryota, Metazoa, Arthropoda, Insecta, Diptera, Calliphoridae.
CAUGAUACCGUGUGGUUUUCUGUGGAUUUUAUUUAUUCGUCUUUAAAAAACAAUUUUUUUUUGCGUCACUUUAAUUUAUAUACUUACAACAACAAUAAAAACAUCCAUAUGUAUGUAUACUAACUAUAUUGUACAUAUGUAUGUAUGUAGAGUACAUACAUUCGUACAUGCUUGUUCUUGUUGUACUACUAAAUAAUAAAAUGUGAGACAAACAAAAAUAAUAAAAAAAAAGCAAAAGCAGCAGAAGAAAAAUUAAAGCAAAAGAAAAACAGUGUUUUUUUUCUCUCGUACGUUUUAAUAAGUAAACAAAUUAUUCUAGUAAAUUUAAAGCAAAAACAACAACAACAAUGAGAAAAUAACAAAAAAAAAAUAUAUAAAACAUUUACACAAAUAAACAUAGCAGCACAAUUAGCAGAAAUAGCAGCAGCGGCAGCAGCUGUCAAUAAAGCCGGUUGAAAAAACAAAAAAACAGCUGUUUAGUUUCCUCUACCACACAUAUACAAACAUAUUUAUAAAACAAAAACAAAAUAAAAAUGCAUUUCUAAAAAGAAAUUUGAAAAUAAAAAGAGAGCAAACUCAAUAAAAAUGCUCUCUUAUUAAAAUAUCUAAAAAAAAAGAAAAAAAUAACAUUAAAAGAGAGUAAACCCCCACUCAACAACAACAAAAAACUCUCUUUGUUUUAUUAAUCACAAAAAAAAAAAAAAAAACAAUCCUUAUGUCUCUCACAUUACCAAUGUCGUUAAUAGAGACUUCAACCAUAACCGAAUCCUCGAAACAUAGAAAUUUUCCGAAAUUAACAACAAAUUCUAUGGUGGUUAUACAAGCCUCUACAGCUCUACCAGCAGCCCCAACAACAAAAGCAAAUGUUGCGGCUCAAGCAGCAGCAGCUGCCACAAAUAACAAUAAUAAUAACAAUUUUACCACAACAACAACAACAACGCAAAAAAGAUCUCGCAAACGUUCCACUAACGAUAGUACGGCAACAACAUAUACUAAACGUAAUAGAAAACAAACUAUAUUACAACAACAACAACAGCAGCAACAACAACAACAACAUAUACAUUUACAGCAGCAUCUUCAACAGCAGCAGCAGCCACCAUCCUCCUUAUUAUAUGUUAAUCAGAGAAUGUCCGCCGGCGCUCAAUUGCAGAUGGCCCCACAAACCUCGACGUCUCUAAGCCAUCAUACAACAACACCACAGCAGCAACAACAUUUUGCUCCUAAUCAACAGCAGCAACAACAACAACAUUUGUCACAAGUUCAACAACAGGUUCAACAGCAGCAGCAACCACAUUUACAGCAACAAUUGCAAUUGCAACAACAGCAACCUCCUCCUCCACCGCCAACACAUUUAACAACACAUUAUUCCCAGCCUCCUACACUUGCCACAAAUCAUCACCAGCCACAACAGCAGCAGCAGCAGCAGCAACAACAUCAAGCCAACCAACAAACAGCAACACAGCAGCAGCAACAGCAAGCACCUCCUCCCCAAUUACAACAAAUACAACCGCCCAAUAUUGUACCCCUGACAUCAUCAUCACAACAUCACGGUCAUCAUAGUGGUGGCGGUCACAGCAGUAAUCCUGACUCGAAUAUGAGCACUGGCUCGUCACACAGUGAAAAAGAUGUUAACGACAUGUUAAGUACACAGCAACAGUCCACAGGUAUUGUCCAACAAAUCGGUCUCCUAGCAAAUACAACAACAGCCGCAGCAGCAGUUGUUUCGUCUUCGUCUGGUAACGGUAUGAUGAAUACCGGCGGUAUGGGUAUAUCGACAGAUCCAAAUAUGCAACAGCAACAGGCACCCAACCAUCAUCAUCAUUCACAUGCUGCACACCAUCAGGUGUCGCAACAAAAUAAUUCGGGAUCAACGAGUGGCGGCAGUGGUCGCAUGGAAAAGUUAUCACGCACUCCCACAGAACGUAAGCGUAAAAGGAAAAUUACGGCAUUGCAUGCCGAUGAUAGUGGUGGUGCCGGUGGUGGGGGUGGUCCGGGCGGUGGUAAUGGAGGUAAUAAUUCAAGCAACGCUUCUAAAGCAUCAAAACACAACAAUUCCUCCUCAGGCUCACAGUUAUUAAAAGCAAAUUUAUCUCUAAAUUUAGGUGCUCAAGCGGAACGUCUUCAGUUGCCCGGUAGUGGCGGCGGUAGUGGUGGAGUCAAGAAUGCCCGCCUCUUACCACCCGGCAGUGCUGGUUCAUCGGGAGAUAAUAAGAAAAUCAAUGAUUAUUUCAAUAAACACACUGUACAGACAGCAGCCACUAAUAGUCCCAUGAGACACACGGCUGGCGGCGGCUCCAAGAGUCCCUCCUCGGCCGGCGGCGGUGUUCAGCAGCCAACGGCCCAGACGGCGCAGCCUCAACAAGUGCCAACAUCUGUAGGCGGUAACAGCACGUAUCCCAUGUAUCCACCUAGUCCACAACAACCACAAAUGAACGCACCUGGCAUACCGUCGACACCAACUUCACAACCCCCGCCUCCUGAAUUCCACUACAGCAGUGUAGCGGCCGUGAAUAGCGUUGCGGCCAAGCAGCAGAGACAGCAGCAACAACCACAAACUUCCAACGCAAUGGUUCCUCCACAGUCACCUCUAGUGGGUGUUUCGAAUGUUGGCCUGCUGAGCGGCAGCCACAUGGUCCACAAUGCCACGGUAACGGCUGCCCUGAUCGGCGGUUCAGCCGCAGCUGGUGGUGGUGGCAAUGGGCCACCACCUCCUCCGCUGCCCCAGCAGCAACAGACGCAAACACAUCAACUUCCCGCCUCUUCCGUUGUUGCCACCACAGUGCAACAGACUCUGACAACCUCGCAACAACAAUUGGCUGCUGUGGCGGCCGUACAACUCAACUCACUGCAACAUGCCGGCAUGCUAGCCACUCCCGGCGGCGUUCCCAACACUCCUACACAGCAACAGCAGCAACAACAACCGUCGCUCGCGAUGGUUACCAAAGCAACUCAAACAGACCUCUCACUACCCGACAUGCAGGAACGUGAUUCAGAAAACGAAACCAGUAAAUCAAAAUUGGAUGAGAUGACAAGACUGUCUGAUGAACAAAAAUGUCAAAUUAUUGCUCAUCAAAAACUAAUAGAUCAACAUAAAUCCCAUAUAGCCAAGUGUAUUGAUGUCGUCAAGAAGCUGCUUAAGGAAAAGUCCAGUAUCGAAAAGAAGGAGGCCCGCCAGAAGUGCAUGCAGAAUCGCCUGCGGCUGGGCCAAUUCGUUACACAACGUGUAGGUGCUACAUUCCAGGAAAACUGGACCGAUGGUUAUGCCUUCCAGGAGCUGAGUAGGCGGCAGGAAGAAAUCUCAGCCGAACGCGAAGAAAUCGACCGGCAAAAGAAGCAGUUGAUGAAGAAACGUCCGGCCGAAUCAGGUCGCAAGCGUAACAAUAACCAGCAAAAUUCCAAUUCAAAUGAUUCCUCCAAUCUUAAUACUGGUUGCGAAAGGCUGUCGGUCAGUGACAGUGGCAUCGGUGUCACCUCCGGCACAGGUGGUGGUGGUGGCAGUGGCCGCGGUCUCACGCGUUCCAAUUCAUCACAAGCUCAAAGUCAACUGCUGCAUAAUGGCGGUGGUAGUGGUACCAGUGGCACUGGCAUGGGUAGUGAUCGUUUAUCGGAUCGUGGCGGUGGUACUUCCGGCCGCGGUGAUAAUUCCAACAGUGGUUCAGAUUCAGCAACGUUCCUUAAACCUGAUCCCGUAUCGGGUGUUUAUACCGCUCAAGAAUAUUACGAAUACGAUGAGAUUUUAAAAUUGCGACAAAAUGCUCUGAAAAAAGAAGAUGCUGAUCUACAAUUGGAAAUGGAGAAAUUAGAACGUGAACGUAAUUUGCAUAUACGCGAAUUAAAACGGAUACUCAAUGAAGAUCAGUCCCGCUUUAAUAAUCAUCCAGUAUUGAAUGAUCGUUACCUUUUGCUUAUGCUCUUGGGUAAGGGUGGUUUCUCCGAGGUACACAAAGCCUUCGAUUUAAAGGAGCAACGUUAUGUAGCUUGUAAAGUUCAUCAGUUGAAUAAGGAUUGGAAAGAAGAUAAAAAGGCGAAUUAUAUCAAACAUGCUUUAAGAGAAUAUAACAUCCAUAAGGCUUUGGAUCAUCCCAGAGUUGUUAAAUUAUAUGAUGUCUUCGAAAUAGACGCCAAUUCAUUUUGUACUGUUUUAGAAUAUUGUGAUGGUCAUGAUUUAGAUUUCUAUCUAAAACAACAUAAAACGAUACCCGAACGUGAAGCACGUUCGAUUAUUAUGCAGGUUGUAUCUGCUUUAAAAUAUUUAAAUGAGAUUAAACCACCAGUUAUACAUUACGAUUUGAAACCGGGUAACAUUUUGCUAACCGAAGGCAAUGUAUGCGGCGAAAUAAAAAUAACAGAUUUUGGUCUAUCCAAAGUAAUGGAUGAUGAAAACUAUAAUCCAGAUCAUGGUAUGGAUUUAACAUCCCAAGGAGCGGGAACCUAUUGGUAUUUGCCACCCGAAUGUUUUGUGGUGGGUAAGAAUCCUCCAAAAAUCUCUUCAAAAGUUGAUGUUUGGAGUGUGGGCGUAAUUUUCUAUCAGUGUUUGUAUGGUAAGAAACCAUUUGGCCAUAAUCAAUCGCAGGCUACGAUACUCGAGGAGAAUACCAUAUUAAAAGCAACCGAAGUACAAUUCUCCAAUAAACCAACAGUAUCCAAUGAAGCUAAGAGUUUUAUACGAGGCUGUUUGGCUUAUCGCAAAGAAGAUCGUAUGGAUGUAUUUGCGCUGGCGCGGCACGAAUACAUACAACCACCCAUACCCAAACAUGGACGUGGUCAAUCGCUGAAUCAACAGCAGCAACAACAACAGCAGCAGCAACAACAGCAACAGCAGCAACAACAACAAUCUUCAGGCAAUCAAGCCAAUUCUGCCGGACAGACAUCAUUUUCAGCGGGCAUGUUUGGCAAUCUAAAUCAAUCAAGUUCAUCCUAGCUGCACACAAAACGUAAUUCCAAUUCAUAAUUGUUAAAGUUAAUACAAAGUAAUAGUAGUAAUACAAAUAAUAAUAACAACAACAACAACAACCAGAACCAGAAUCAGUUACAAAUUUCUCCCAAUAUUCAACCACAACAACAACAGCAGACGCAUCAUCA